AUGGGAAUCGAUCUCAACGACGUUAAGCCCUCUACUCGGACCCUGACAGGAUUCAACGGAUCUUCCGAGGUAAUCGCCGGCACGAUCCGCCUCUCGGUCCAUGCAUGCGGAGUCACGCAAACGGUCAAGUUCUCCGUGGUCGGCUCCAAAGCUCCUUAUCACGUUAUACUUGGCACCCCAUGGUUACAUUCGAUGCGAGCAAUCGCAUCAACGUACCAUCAGUGUGUUAAGUUUCCAGGAUCCGACGGAUCGAUCAAAACUCUGAAGGGGGACCAGCAGGCUGCACGAGACCUCCUGAUCGCCACGGUUAAGAUUCAGCGCUACCAGUCACUUGUCAACUCAAUCUCUCCCCUUGCGAGCAAAGUUUGUCCGCAGAAGGAAGAGGUUCUAGAAAUACAGGUUGAUGACUUGGACCCGAGCAAAUCCGUCCGAGUGGGCGCGUUUCUAUCCGACGAAAUGCAACAGAAGAUCCUCGAGUUUCUAAAGCAAAACUUGUCCUCAUUUGCUUGGACAAUGUCCGAUAUGAAAGGAAUCGAUCCAGCCAUCACAACUCACGAACUUAACGUUGACCCCAAUUUCAAGCCCAUCCGCCAGAAGAGAAGAAAGUUGGGCCCGGAUCGAUCCAAGGCAGUCGUAGAAGAAGUCGAGCGUCUACUCGGCGCUGGUUCGAUUACCGAAGUUCGUUACCCGGAAUGGCUUGCCAAUCCGGUGGUCGUUAAGAAGAAGAACGGCAAAUGGCGCGUCUGCGUCGAUUUUACCGAUCUCAACAAAGCAUGUCCUAAGGAUAGCUAUCCGUUGCCCAGCAUCGAUCGCCUAGUCGAAUCGACAGCCGGCAACGAGAUGCUGACGUUCAUGGAUGCCUUCUCGGGCUACAACCAGAUCCUGAUGCACCCGGACGAUCGGGAGAAAACUGCAUUCAUCACCGACCGAGGAACUUACUGUUAUAAGGUGAUGCCCUUCGGACUGAAAAACGCCAGAGCAACCUACCAGCGGCUUGUCAAUCAGAUGUUCGCCGACCAGCUGGGAAAGACGAUGGAAGUCUACAUUGACGACAUGCUCAUCAAAUCCCUCCGAGCUGACGACCACCUAAUGCACUUGAAGGAAUGCUUUGAAAUCCUAAACAAGUACGGGAUGAAGCUGAAUCCCGCCAAGUGCACUUUCGGCGUCUCCUCGGGCGAAUUUCUCGGUUACAUCGUCACGCAACGAGGAAUAGAAGCCAGUCCGAAGCAAAUCUCAGCGGUCCUUGAUCUCCCAAGUCCGAGAAACCGCCGCGAAGUGCAGCGACUAACAAUACGCAUCGCUGCGCUCAAUCGCUUUAUCUCCCGAUCUACCGACAAGUGUCUCCCCUUCUACGACCUCCUCCGAGGGAACAAGAAGUUCAUUUGGGAUGACAGGUGCGAGGACGCCUUCACUCAACUUAAGCAGUACCUGACGACUCCUCCCGUCUUAGCAAAGCCAGAUGUCGGGGACGUCCUAUCCCUCUAUAUCGCGGUCUCCUUAGCGGCUGUUAGUAGCGUCCUAAUCAAAGAAGAUCGAGGCGAGCAGCGACCGAUUUUCUACACGAGCAGAAGGUUGACUGGACCGGAAACCAGAUACCCAACCCUUGAGAAACUGGCUCUGGCCGUCGUCGAUUCUGCGAGGAAAUUACGACCUUACUUUCAAUCACAUUCCAUCGAAGUCUUAACCGACCAACCGCUCCGCACCGUCCUGCAAAAUCCCAACAGAGCUGGCCGGUUGACUAAGUGGGAGAUUGAACUGGACGAGCUCGACAUCACGUAUAAAUGCCAAACAACCGCCAAGUCCCAGGUCCUCGCAGAUUUCCUUGUAGAGCUCACACCCGAUCUUGCGCAGGACCUCGACGUUCCAAACCCCAACUGGAUCCUCCACGUCGACGGGUCAUCAACGAGCGAAGGAUCAGGUGCACGAGUCCAACUUCAGUCACCUACGGGAGAACUCAUUCGACAAUCUUUCAGUUUCGGCUACCCGGCCGCCAACAAUGAGGCGGAGUACGAGUCACUGAUCGUGGGCCUCCGUCUCGCCCGAGCCGUUAAAGCCAAACGCUUGAGUGCUUAUUGCGACUCGCAGCUCGUCGCUAGCCAGUUUAGUGGCGACUACGAUGCCCGCAACGACCGAAUGGAUGCAUAUCUCCGGGUAGUCCAAGAACUUGCCAGGGAAUUCAAUUUCUUCGAACUUACCAAGUUUCCCCGAGGAGAGAACGUUUGCGCCGACGCGUUAGCUGCACUCGGGAGCAAACUCCAUGACCAAGUCAAGAGGAUGAUACCCAUACAUCGAAUCGAUAGACCGAGCAUCGGCGCUCAUUCCGAGGAAAGUCCUCCCACUGCACCAAUCUCCGCAGCAACUCGACGAUCCACUGACGGUCCCAACGACACCGAGAUGCCCGAUUGUGACGACACCCCGAUCGAUUGGCGAGCAGAGUUCCUCGACUAUCUCAUCCGCGAAGAGUUGCCGACCGAUAAGUGGGCGGCGAGGUGCCUGAUGAGACGCAGCACCCACUACGUCGUUAUGAACGACGAACUUCACCGAGUAACCGCGAACAAGGUACACUUGAAGUGCAUCCAAGGUGAUGAAGUGCGCCGAGUGAUGGCAGAAACGCACGACGGAGCAGGAGGAAACCAUUCGGGAGGCCGAGCUCUCGCCCUCAAGGUUCGGAGCUCGGGCUUUUUUUGGCCAUCCAUGAACACCGACUGCGAAGCGUAUGCCCUACCGAGCUGUUGCGGACAUCUGCAGCUCCGUAUCCAUUCAUGCGAUGGGGCAUGGAUAUCAUCGGGCCGAUGCCAAACUCCCGCCAACGUCGCUUUAUCCUGGUCCUCACCGACUAUUUCACUAAGUGGAUCGAAGCCGAAGCCUUCUCUCAAGUGA
Molecule: messenger RNA, 2880 nt
Organism: Raphanus sativus (radish)
Lineage: Eukaryota; Viridiplantae; Streptophyta; Magnoliopsida; Brassicales; Brassicaceae
Exons: 1
Coding region: 1-2880 (959 amino acids)
Molecular function (GO): nucleic acid binding; RNA-DNA hybrid ribonuclease activity
Source: RefSeq, a predicted model, not a curated record